AUUACACUCCCUGCAUACUCCAACCUGCUGUCCUCUUUCUCUGUCAUUUCAUAUCAUAUCAUAUACUAAUAUUUGUUUAUAAAGUCGAUAUACAUACGACAGACAGACAUCUCUUCUUCAUCUCUGCUGCUGCCCUGAUCAGAAAUCAGCUCUCUAUCCUAAGUAGUUGUUCUUUUCUUUAUUACCACUCCCUCCCUAUCAUUAUUAGUAUAUUACAUACAUUGUUGUCGAGAUUUAAUUAUAUAAUUUAUAAUAUUAGUAGUAGCUAUGUAUCAUCAUCAGCAUCAGCAUCAGAGCAAUUCGUUUUCGAUGGUGUUGGCCAUGGCGAACGGCCACAGGGGAUUUGAUGACGACGAUGAACAGGAAAUGUACGGAUAUGGCUCUGCGCCCGCCGUCGAUUGCACGCUGUCGUUAGGGACGCCGUCGACGCGCCUCUCCGGCGACGCCGAUCAGAGUCAUAAUAAUAAUAAUAGUAAGGAGAUGAAGAAACGGUCUUCUUACAUGUCAGGUUUCGGCUGGAAUAUAUUGCCCAAGAAUACGGCGUCGUCUCAUCACACCGCCCCCAAGGGACGCUCCAAUGGCGCCGCCGGAGACCCGCUUCUGGCGCGGCGGUGCGCCAAUUGCGACACCACCUCCACUCCUCUCUGGAGGAACGGCCCGCGAGGCCCUAAGUCCCUCUGCAACGCCUGCGGGAUUCGUUUCAAGAAGGAAGAGCGGCGGGCGACGGCGGCGGCCGCCACCGGCGCCGACGCGCAAUACAUGAUGAACACUCCGUGGCCGCCGCCGUCGGCAACAAAUCACCACCACAAAACGACGUCGUGUUACCCCUCCCACUACCCCGGCGGCAACGAAUUCCGGUUCUCCGAGAACGACGGGAGCGGCGCCGACGCCGACGCCGGCGGGAUUCCGUUUCUUUCGUGGCGGUUCAACGUGACCGACCGGGCGAGCUUCGUGCAUGACUUCACAAGAUAACCAACCCAGCGGUCGACCUCGACCGUCGCCGUCACCGUCACCGUCACCGUCAGUCAGGCUUCAAUUAUUAAUUAAUUAAUUAACAUAGUAUGAUAAUGAUAGUAGUAGGAGUAUAAUUAUUAUUUAUUAGUAAGGGGGCCAGAAUCCCAUCUGACGAUGGCGAUUGAUGGACGGUUGAUAGGUAUGGGUCCAGAAAAAUUCUUUUUCUUUUCAGAUAUAUAUAUUUAUGUGUUGUGUGUGUUUUUUGAAUGUGUUUCAUUUCGAUGUUUACGUAUACACAUGACUUCAUUCUACUAUACUGUCUCUAUAUAUAUAUAUAUAUAUAUACAUAUGUUCUUUUUGCUCUUUGUCUUUUCUUUUUUCUUUAUGCAGACUGUCUCUAUAU
Molecule: messenger RNA, 1357 nt
Organism: Andrographis paniculata
Lineage: Eukaryota; Viridiplantae; Streptophyta; Magnoliopsida; Lamiales; Acanthaceae
Product: GATA transcription factor 18-like
Exons: 2
Coding region: 268-972 (234 amino acids)
Biological process (GO): flower development; regulation of DNA-templated transcription
Molecular function (GO): sequence-specific DNA binding; DNA-binding transcription factor activity; zinc ion binding
Source: RefSeq, a predicted model, not a curated record